UGCGCGAGAAUUCGCGUGAUUUCAGAAAUGAAAGAAAAAGAAGCAAAAUUUAAAGUUUAGACGGUUCUUCGAUAUUUUACACUAUAUAGUGCAUUUGUAACGCAAAAAAUGGGUGUCCCAAAGUUCUACAGGUGGAUUUCUGAGAGAUAUCCCUGUCUUUCUGAAGUUGUGAAAGAAUUUCAGAUACCAGAGUUUGACAAUCUCUACCUGGACAUGAACGGCAUAGUGCAUGUUUGCUCUCACCCUGAAGAUGAUAAUCCUCAUUUUCGAAUUACAGAAGAAAAGAUAUUUGCAGACAUCAUGUAUUACAUUGAGUUUCUGUUUCGGAUGAUCAAGCCACGGAAAGUCUUCUUCAUGGCUGUUGAUGGUGUGGCUCCAAGAGCAAAAAUGAACCAACAAAGAGGCAGGAGAUUCAGGUCAGCACGGGAGGCAGAAGAGCUUGAAAAACGUGCCAUGCAGAAAGGGGAGACUUUGCCAACAGAGAAAAGGUUCGACUCCAACUGUAUUACACCAGGAACACCGUUCAUGGUGCGUCUACAGGAACAGUUGAAAUAUAUGGUGGUUAAAAAAACGAGCACAGAUCCUCUAUGGCAGGGUGUGAGAGUCUAUCUCUCCGGACAUGAGACACCCGGAGAAGGGGAACACAAGAUAAUGGACUUUAUAAGAGCAGAGAAGGCCAGUCCAGACUAUGAUGCAAACACACGACACUGUCUGUAUGGACUUGACGCUGAUCUGAUGAUGUUGGGUUUGGCCUCACAUGAGCCCCAUUUUUCUCUGCUUCGAGAAGAGGUGAGAUUUGGCGGUAAAAAAGACAGUCGCAAUAAAAGACCACAGACUCCUGAAGAGACUACUUUUCAUCUGUUACAUCUGUCUUUGUUUAGAGAGUACUUGGAUUUUGAAUUCUCAGAUUUAAAGGAGAAGCUUACAACAUUCGAGUAUAACUUGGAGAAUGUGAUAGAUGACUGGGUGUUGAUGGGAUUUCUAGUGGGCAAUGACUUUAUACCACACCUACCUAAUUUGCAUAUUAACCAUGAUGCAUUACCCCUGCUCUGGCGGACAUACAUGGAAGUUCUUCCAUCUUGUGGAGGAUAUAUCAACAAUGGUGGUCAUCUGAACCUGGAGAGAUUUGAAAUGUACCUCACAGCAUUAUCAAAGUUUGACUUUGACACAUUCUCUGAGCAAGCGGGUGACCUGAAGUGGUUAGAAUCAAAGAAAGCUGAGGCCUCGGCAGAGAAAUCAGAAGUUUUGUCUGCAGCCAGGAAACUCUCCAAAAACCAGAAAAAAACAUUUGCCAGGUUAAACAAACAUAAGGAAAACCAGUUCGCUCUACUAGAAUCUAUAGAUGAUGAUAUGGUUUCAUCAGAAGAACUGGGAACAGAGUUGAUUGACUCCCCUCUUGAAGAAACCUCAGAAGAAAUUUCUGAGGAUAUUUCAGAGGAAUCUGAUGACGAUACUUUGGGUGAUGAAUUCAGACAUCAUAAAAGAAAUUACUACAUGACCAAAAUGGAAUAUGAAAAAGUUACUCCGGAAGUAUUACAAGACCAGGCAGAAGGCUAUGUUAGAGGCAUACAGUGGAUUCUACUCUACUAUUACGAAGGUGUUCCAUCAUGGAGCUGGUUUUACCAACAUCACUAUGCACCCUACAUGAGUGACGUUAAGGAUUUCAAGAACAUGGUGUUACAUUUUGACAUUGGGACACCAUUUAAACCCUUUGAACAGCUGAUGGCUGUACUUCCUGCAGCCAGCAAAGAUCUCUUACCUAUACCAUAUCAGAACCUUAUGAUUAAUGAUACCUCCCCUGUGAUAGACUUCUACCCUCUCCAGUUUGACACAGAUCUCAAUGGCAAACAGCAAGACUGGGAGGCUGUUGUUCUUAUACCAUUCAUUGAUGAGAAUCGCUUAUUGUCAGCUAUCAGAUCAGUGGAACACUUGCUGAAGGACGAGGAGAGAGCCCGCAAUACUCAUGGUCCUCAUUUGUUGUUUGAGUACACUCCGGAACCAGGGGACGUUUACCCAUCACCUUUACCCGAUCAUUUCCCAGACAUUGCUAUCAGUCAUUCCAAGCUAACACAAGUCCAUAUGGAUGAGUUCCGUAUCCCAGGGUACUUGCUGAAGAAGGGAAUUCUGCCAGGAGCCAAGUUAGACGUCUUCUUCCCAGGAUUCCCAACACUGAAACAUAUUCGCCAUCAUGCUGUCUUGAGUAAGGAAGGCGUGAAAGUAUUCCAGAUGAACAGUCGAGGUUACAAUACCAUGUUAUAUAUAGAACAAGAAGAGGAGGAACCAGACAUUGACAAAGUAGCGAAGGAGUAUCUAGGGAAGGAAAUCUAUGUUGGUUGGCCACAUCUUUAUGAAGCGAAAGUUGUAGCAGUAUGCAAUAAUGAAUAUAGUUAUACCCAGGUGGAACCAGCCAGUGGUAAGAGUAAAGGCACACACCAGCGUCCUCAGGUUAAUCGAGAGGAGAUUGAUGAUAAUACAUACACAAUCUUCUCAAAGGAAAUAAGCACUAUUGCUGAAAGAUACAAAGACCGACUUGGAAUUGUGAUAGGAGAGACACAAAUACUUCUGAGAGCUUUACCCAUGACAGGCAGAAAGUAUAUAUUCAGUUCCCAAGGAAGGGUUACAAUGGAUAAACAAUUCGGAAAAUUGCCUGUAUCUUUUGCAAAACAGGCAACUGUCAAAGAUAUAGCAGUACAUGACCCAGAGUUCUGUCAGUUUAAGACCCUGAAGGAAUACCUUCCCGAGGGUAAUCCAGUAUUCAUGCUUGGUUGGCCACAUUAUGCUUGCCAAGGGGAAGUCAUUGAAACCGACAUGGAAAGUGGGCGUAUCCGAAUUAAUCUGUCAAUCUUGGAAGAGCCACACCUCUCAAACAUUAUUAAUCAGCAACAGAUAUAUCCUUCAGUGAUGCAUGCAGAUCGGUACUAUACUGGUUAUGUUAUUGCGCAGAAGAUUGGUAUAAGUUCCCACCUGUUCUCGCGCUUGACAGGUACAAUUUACGUUACUGCAGGGGAGGAGGAGGUAGCUAGAGAGCAGAUGCACCCUCAUAAAGUGAAUGUAGGACUGAAUUUGAAAUUCACAAAACGUGGUGAGGAAGUGCCAGGAUAUACAAAAAACACUGAAGGGCAGUGGACAUAUUCAGAGAAAACUUUGGAUGUUCUCAAACAAUAUAUGGCUAAGUUUCCAGAAAUGUUUGAAAUUAUCUCCAAGUCCAACAAGCAGCAUAACGAUAUGUUCUAUGAAUCUGAUGUCAUACCAAAAACAUGUGAUUACACAUUAAAGACAGUAGAAGAAUACAUAAAGACAUUGCCGUGUGCGGGUCUGAAACCUAUGAAAUCAGGGGCAGACAUUAUUAGUGAAGGAACCAUAAAGGCCCUACAGGAGUUAACAGAUCAGAUUGUGGAGACAAACAAGAAAAGGCAAAAGCGAGUCAAGAUGCAGGUGAAACCACAUCUUUUGUACAAGCCCUCACCUACAAGUGGAUCAUUGAUUCCUGAUCAGUCAUCCACGUACCAGCUGUUUGACAGAGUUGUGAACACGAGACAGGGAUUUCCUGUGCCCUUCGGUCUGAGAGGGACGGUUGUAGGUAUACAUCCAGCAGAGGUAGAGGUCAACACGAUGUAUGAGGUCAUCUUUGAUGAAGAUUUUCAGGGAGGAAUAGAUAUAAGAAAUUCAUCAAAGAGAGGUUAUAGAAUGCCACCAUCUGGGUUGUUGAAUCUGAGUCAUGGUGAUCGCAAGAACGGUGCCAAACCAGCCAACCAAACCCAGACAGCAGCAAGGAACCAAACAUUCCAGGGCCACCAACACAGAAAUGUUACUAAUGAUUUUAGUUAUGCUAAUGCCAGUGCCACGAGGCAGCCAGGGCCUAAUCAGUUCAAUCAAGGUUACCAAGGGCAACAAGGUUACCAUAGAAACCAAGCUGGUUACCAGAGUUAUCCAGAUAAUAGAACUGGUUACCAAGACAACCAGUAUUCAAGGGGCGGUAACCAGCAGUGGGAGAGACAGUCUGUUAAUGCAUAUCAAGGUGGCUAUCAAAAACAGAACAGUCAGUAUGAAAGACAGAACAGUAGAAAUACUCAGGACACAAAAGAAGAUGUGUAUGGAAAAGUGUUCAAUGGAGCCAGUGCUGGAACUAGUCAGCCAACAUUUGUCACACCUAAAGUAACCCAGGGUAACCAGUCAAAAAGAAAAUUGUCAACAGGAGAGUCACAACAGAAUAAGCCUGCGAAACCAGAGACCAACACAAACUCAGAAUUUGACAACAUUUGGAAACAGUUGCGAUCAUCUCAACCACCAUUAGCAGAAGGUUCUAGCCAGGGACCAUCACUCUCAACAGCUGCUGCAGUAUUGCCUAGAGUGCCUUCCCCUGGUACUGACUCAAACAAGGGAAGCAACUCUAAUCAGAAUGCUACAAAAAUAGAUGUCCAAAGUUUGUUUUCUGGAGCUAGCAGUGCAAAGGACACUCAAACAAAACAGUCAGGAACUACAAAUGUAAAAACAGACAAUAAACCACAGUCUAAUAAAUCUAAAGUUGUUUCUAAUGAUGAAUUUGCUGCCAUGUUUAAAUCUCUGGAAGAGGUGCAGAUAUCUAAAGAAGAAAACGAGAAAGAGACAGAGGAUGGGUCAGAUGUUCUGAAGAAGAUGCUAAAUAUAGCAGACCAAUCAGAAACCAGUGAAAACACUGAACCACCAGCAGACGGUGGUGGUGGUGGUGGUGGAAAAAGUUAUGGUAGACAAGUUUCUGUGCAAGAAUUGUUUGAUGGUGCCAAGAAACAACAGGAGCAGCCUGAUGCUGAUAAGCCUCAGGAACCACAGAAGAAGGGAAAGGGGUACCAGAAGCAGAAAGGUCAAGGUCAUCAGUCACCAAGGCAACCACAAGGUCACCAAGGACAACAACAAGGUUAUCAGGGAAAUGCACAGAACAAGAGACCAGCUCUGCUAAUGCCUCAGUCCAGGGGAGGAAAUAGGAAUCCAGUGAUGGAGCUAAUGAGUUUCUGCCAGUCAUUACAGAUGGGUCUGCCCAUGUAUGAUUAUAUACCCAAAAAUGGUUUGCAUUAUUGUGUAGUAUCGUUAUUCAAUGGAGCCAGAUUUCAAGGAUCAAUGUGCAAGUCGAAAGAAGAGGCUGCCGAGUCAGCUGCCAGUGUUGCCUUACUACAGUUGCGAGGCAGCAUGCAACAGAUGGCAGCUCACCCUAUGAUGCAAAUGCCAGGGUAUGUGCCAGGUGCCAUGCCUCAGGGGAGACAAUUCUCAUCACCAAAUUCUGCCUUUAGUCCAGUUAACACCUUUACAGGUUUCUAUCAGGGAAAUAGAGGUCAUGGUCCUAGAGGUUACCAGGGGUAUCAGCAGCAGCAGCAGAGACCUUAUAGUGGAGGUCAGGGUAACACUCAACACAACAGGGGAGGUCACCAAAAGCUUCAGAAUAACUCGCAGUUUAAUUCAACCAACCAGCAGCAAGGAAGAAAUCAAACAACCAUAUCCCAGAAUCCUCAGGAUUUAGUUACCAGUCAGAAUGCAGAAACUAGAAAUGAUGACAGGUCAUUGGUAAACACAUCAUCCAAUCAAAAACAAAGUAAAGAAGUGAAAACACAACCCACUUGUGUUGUGACACCUUUUGUUCCAAUGCAGGUACUAACUGUUUAUAUGCUAAAGUGUUUGUGUUUCGCCAUUUGUUCCAUUGCAGGUACUAACAUUUUUUAUGCUGAAGUGUUUACCCUUGAAGACAGUUAUUGUACCCCCUGACAACAAAGUUGUAAGGGGGGGUAUACUGGUUUCAGGUUGUCUGUCUGUCCGUCCGUCUGUCUGUCUGUCCGUAGACACAAUCUUGAGCGCACCAUCUCUCCUCAUCCCCUUGACACAAUUUAAUGAAACUUCACACAAGUGAUCAGUAACAACAGUAGUUGUGCAUGGGGCAUGUUAGGGUCUUUCAGAUAAAAAAAUUGCAGAGUUACGGGACUUUGUUUUUUGUUACUAUACUAUAUACAUAGACACAAUCUUGUGCGCACCGUCUCUCCUCAUCCCCUUGACACAAUUUAAUGAAACUUCACACAAGUGAUCAGUAACAACAGUA
Molecule: messenger RNA, 6061 nt
Organism: Mercenaria mercenaria
Lineage: Eukaryota; Metazoa; Mollusca; Bivalvia; Venerida; Veneridae
Product: 5'-3' exoribonuclease 1-like
Exons: 40
Coding region: 109-5733 (1874 amino acids)
Biological process (GO): rRNA catabolic process; nuclear-transcribed mRNA catabolic process
Cellular component (GO): nucleus
Molecular function (GO): 5'-3' RNA exonuclease activity; RNA binding
Source: RefSeq, a predicted model, not a curated record